Phaeodactylum tricornutum CCAP 1055/1 is the source of this 2268-nucleotide messenger RNA. RefSeq lists its product with no specific name. Lineage: Eukaryota; Bacillariophyta; Bacillariophyceae; Surirellales; Neidiaceae. Bases 76 to 2268 code for a protein of 730 amino acids. Gene Ontology annotation, biological process: rRNA processing. The transcript is spliced from 2 exons. Gene Ontology annotation, cellular component: small-subunit processome; sno(s)RNA-containing ribonucleoprotein complex; Mpp10 complex. The record is from RefSeq and is a predicted model, not a curated record.
CUGAUAGUAAGGCGUUCAACUUCACGAGCUGACCAUAGCGUGCAUCGCUUGUGGCCUACAGAUAGUUUUAAUACAAUGAAUCUGCGAGAUGAUUCAAUAUCAGAUUUUCUGGAAUUUUUGUCUCGUCCAGAAUCUUCAGCUGCAAGCCUGCUUUGGAAAGAUGAACCCAAAGCGACCGAUAUGCUCCGUCGCACCUGCAAGGUUCUUUUCCAACGCACUGAACAUCUCGCAAAGAAGCACCCCACCAUAAUGAAAGAUAACAGCAUAAGUUCGGGGCUUUCCGCUCUACCUGAGCUUUACAUGGGCAGCGUAGACGACUCGGUUGAUGCCGAAACUCUUUGGGGUCAGGUUGAACUGCAAAAUGAAGCUUUGCAGAAGCUGCUGAAGAGAUCAGUGGCACAGCUCGCUAAGAUCGCAGAGGAAGGAGGAUCGUCUAUCAAACUUCUUGAUGACGUUUUGAGUGGAGAUAAUGACGGCGAAAUUUCUGUUGAGGAUCACAUCGAAAGGCAAGACCAUGAAGCAUUGAACGUGAAUGUUGAUGACGCAACCCGACGGGUUUGGGAACGUAUGGAGCGUGCUAUGGACGACGUGGACGAAGAGGAUCCAUCGGAUAACAGUGUAAACAACAUAGUGGUCGGAGAAGAAGACGAGCGUAGAUCUGUUGAUGCAAGUUCGAUCGAAGACCCUGCAGCUGACGAGCUCAAUGACGGGUUCUUUGACAUAAAUGAUAUGGAGGCUUUCGCCGACGAAGAGGAAGAGUAUCUUCCCGACGAAGCUUUUGGUUCUAUACCACCUGAUUCAUCAGAGACAGCUGAUAAUCGAUCGUUCCACCAGAAGCAGCGCGACGGAUAUUUUGACAACAACUCCGAGGAAGUUCUCGACGAUGAGCUUCGUCGUGGAAAGGAAUCUCAAGGAAAUCGAAAGAAAUAUCGAGAAGAUGACGAGAUUGGGGCACUUUAUAAACUUUACGAUACUCCUCGAGACGACGAUACAAAUGGCGAAGAUGCUGAUCCCGUGAACGUGAAAGCUGUUGAUGUUUUUGGAAAGCCAAAGGAGAAGGAUUUUAAGAAAUGGAAUUCUCGAGUGAGAAAUAAAGCAAACGACAAAGGCAACGACGGCGACGACGAUGCAUGGAACGAAGAUGGUGUUGAUCAAGCUAUAGCUAGCAAAACGACAGGUUGGAAUAAUGACGAAGAAGAGUCCGAUGCGGUUAUUGAAUUUAGCCGUGGUGAUACAUCAUCAUUGUACAAAGAACAUGGCGAAAGCAAAAUCGAAAUCGAUCAGAGAUUAAAAGCGGGAAGUUCUACUUUUACGAAACAACAAGAGAGGCUUCGUCGUCAGACAGAAGAACUAGAAAGGGAAAUGAUAGCUGAAAAGCCUUGGCAAAUGACUGAGUCGACGCCGGAAUUUGAGCGCGCUGCCAAAUUGGCACCGGUUAUCACAAUAGAGCACACAGCGGAUCUCGAGGAAAUUAUCAAAAAUCGCAUCAUUGCUGACGAUUGGGAUGACUUGGUGCCUCGAGAGCUGCCUGAUAUUGGCUUUGGUCAAAAGAAAGGCGAGUUACCGGAAGUUAGCCAAGAAAAGUCCAAGCUGGGCCUAGGUGAGCUUUACGAGCGCGAAUAUCUCAAGAAGGCUAUAGGCUACGAUGUGUCUGCUGCUGAAAAAGAAUCAGAAGAAGAGAAAGCAAAAAGUGAAAUGAAGACACUCUUCGCAAACCUUUGUAGCAAGCUUGAUGCUUUAUCCAACUAUCACUUCGCGCCACGCCCUAUUGCAGAGGAGGCUGAGGUGCGACCUGUCACUAAGCCAGCGAUUGCGAUGGAGGAAGUUUUGCCUUUGCAUGUAAGUAAUGCUCGUGGUGUCGCGGCCGAAGAGGUGUACGGCGCGAAACGUGGUAGGGAAGCCAUUCUCCGAAACGAAACCGAGCUUGACCAAAAGGAUCGGAAGCGCGCCAGAAGCUUAAAAAAGACGGCUAGGCGGAAAGCAAGAAAGGAGAAACAAGCGGACGAGAAACUCAUCUCUCGGCUUCAACCCGGGCUUGGGCUUAAUAACCCUUACGAACGCAGGAAAAUGCGUGAAGAACUAUCUGAGGCAAGGGCACGAGGCAAGGUCACAACUGGCGAAACUGACAUGAACGAGUACGGCGGUAGUGGGACUUUCUUUAAGCGCAUGCAGGAAGAAGCUGAGCAGUCUAUUAAUGAUCGUAAGACUGAUGGGUCAGGGAAGAAAAAUGUGCGCUUGCACCCCAAGUCAAGUUCACUGAAGCUUUAA